CGCAGGGCGGGCAGGUUUGGAUUUGGAUCCCCAGCGGGGGUUCCAAAGAAUGAGGACCCAAUGAGGGGUUCAUUCACGCGCAACUUUCCCGCCUGCUACACUGAGGUGCGUUUUGCUGCAACGACAGACUUUUGUGAUUGCGAUCCUUUUGGUUUUGGCAUCACCCAUAUCUCAUCCUGCCAAGUCUUGCUUAUCCUUGGUCUAGAACUUGGUAUAACACGGCAAGACAAAAAAAGUGGUUCGUCCUUCUUUUCUUGCGUGCGUGUUUUUGUCUUUCUCCCUUUCUUUGGUGCCCGCGUGAGUGGGUGUUCGUGUUGUGGCACAUGCACAGCUCAGAAACCGGACUAGCAAGCGCCAAACGAGGAACAAGGCAGGCUAGGAUAGAGUCAGGCCGGCGCAGAUGAGGAGGUAGACAAAUCGGUAUGGGGGUGGAUGAAUGGAGCCUGACCACCAUCAACUCCCGCCCGGACAUUCAUCUUUAAAACCAAAAGGGCAUGACUGUGGGCAGCGGAUGACUGCCGACGGGAUUUCCUCUUUCUUCUUUCAUGUCCUCUAUGGCAUCUUGAGACCUUUGCAUUUAUACCCAGUUCUCCCUCAUCUCUCCCCGUCCUUUCACACAAUCCCAACGCAGAAACGCAACUCCGGCUGGACCAAAGAAUCAUGUCUCUCCGACCGUUAAUAUCCCGUCACCAAUACGUCCGGCAUGAAAAGUCACAGUCGAGGUCUCGUUUCGAGGCCAAGUUCUCGUCUUGGAAGAGGGCUUGCCGUCGACACCUGCCGUCACGGAGGAGGUGCACAAACCCAAACUGUGUCUGGCACACGCUAUUAAAUCUCUUGGGGAUGUUAUUUUCGAUGCUGGAGCAGCUUGUCAGUCGCUCCAGGUACCAUUAAUCGACAGGCGGAUACAAAAAGAAGAAAAGGGAAAAUAAAAGGAAUGGAUGAACAACACCAAAAGCUGGCCGAAAUAUAUCCUUUCCUAAGUUCUAGAAACCGUCGACAUACGACCGAUCAGAUCGCCAAAGAUCGCAAAUUUGUAUGGCUGGCCAUCCAUCCCGAUUUAGCGAAUCAAGGAGACGUUGGUCAAUUUGACGUAUUGCAACGUCAUGAACCAGUCUCCGAAGGGUCCGGAAAAUCAUUUACAUCAUGCGAACCUACCUACCUAUAUAAGCACCUUGGCACAAACUCUGAUCAACGACAUCUAUUCAUCCCAUAUUUCGUCGACUAUACAUAAAUCUCAUCUCGACUGUCUUGGACCGCAAAAUAUUCAUUUCAAUUUCUCAUCGCCCACCUUGAACCCCUCACAACAGUUGUAUGUACUGUUGAAUCUCCCCGCAGACCAAGCCCCCUUCAAUUUUCUACCUGCAUAUCCAUCCAAUCAACCACCAAGAACCAAGACAUGACAAACGUGGACACCAGCAUCCUCGACCACGCGACCGGCCGCGCAGCCGAGCUCGCCAAGGCCCACUCGGCCGAGCAACCACUCAAGCUCUACGCGGGCUGGUUCUGCCCGUUUGUGCAGCGGUCGUGGAUCGUGCUCGAGGAGAAGCGCAUCCCGUAUCAGUACAUCGAGAUCAACCCGUACCACAAGUCGCCCGACUUCCUAGCCCUCAACCCGCGCGGGCUCGUCCCGACCCUGGCCGUGCCUCAUGCCACCACCAGCACAGGCGACAAGCAGCAGACCAAGCCCCUGUACGAGAGCACCAUCAUCGACGAGUACCUGGACGAGGCCUACGCCGACCAGUCCGCCCACGGCCCGCCCCUCCUGCCCGGUGACCCUUACCAGCGCGCGCGCUGCCGCAUCUGGAUCGAACACUGCGGCAAGAUCGUGGCCGGCUUCUACAAGGUCCUGCAGCACACGCCCGGCAAGUCGACCUACGGCGCCGAGGAGGCGCGCGAGGCGUUUUGCGGGCCCAUCAAGACGUUGGUGGAGCACAUGGCCGUCGACGGCGGGCCGUGGUUCCUCGGCGCCGAGUUUAGCCUCGUCGACGUGACGCUGGCGCCGUUUGCGCGCAGGCUGUGGCUGCUGGACCACUACAAGCCAAACUGGGGCGGAAUGCCCGACGGCGACGACGACGACAAGAGGAUCGCGCAGAGGUGGAAGGUCUGGGUCGACGCUUGCCUGGCUAGGGAGAGCGUCGUCGCGACGUCGAGUGACGACGCGGCUUAUAUUGAUGUUUAUCGCCGCUAUGCGGAGGAUAGGACGAACUCAAAGGUUGCGCAGGCGACUCGGACGGGGGAUAAGCUGCCGUGAGGUACGGGUUUUCUUUUUGGGGGGCCAACACGUUGAUCAUCGUGUGACCCCUUGGUAUCUUGGGUUGAUAGUAAUGGGCAAAAUGUGAGGGGCGUUUUGAUCAGGGGUUAAAAUAUAUAAAUCCAAUAUUAUUUUCUCAUGGAAAACGGUAGGAGGGUGGAACAUAAAGCCGUUAUCGACAUAAAACAAACUUAUCAAUGAAAAAAGCGUACAUAUAUAGGUUAUUUAUUAUACAUGCAGGUUAACAAACAGCGAAGCCUCAACGAGCAUCAAAGACAUGUUGCACAAAGAAAGCCAUUUGGCGCGGACGCUGUACCAUUGGGGUU
Messenger RNA from Pyricularia oryzae 70-15, 2577 nucleotides. RefSeq names its product glutathione transferase omega-1. The transcript has a single exon. The record is from RefSeq and is a predicted model, not a curated record. The coding region runs from base 1397 to 2251 and encodes 284 amino acids. Gene Ontology annotation, molecular function: glutathione transferase activity. Gene Ontology annotation, cellular component: cytoplasm. NCBI's taxonomy places the organism in Eukaryota, Fungi, Ascomycota, Sordariomycetes, Magnaporthales, Pyriculariaceae.